This is a messenger RNA of Marchantia polymorpha subsp. ruderalis, 2307 nucleotides long. The record is from the annotation of a GenBank genome assembly. NCBI's taxonomy places the organism in Eukaryota, Viridiplantae, Streptophyta, Marchantiopsida, Marchantiales, Marchantiaceae.
AUGCUUCUAUUGAAUCGAAUCUCGAUAUGCAGUUCAGGGUGGAGAGAUCAUCGAUAUUCGUCAUCGCAUAGAUUCCGAUGUUCAACUUGUGCAAAUCUUAGUUUGACUCCAGAUGAUAGUCCAGUCACUGGAAUGAGCCUUAGGGCCUGGAAAAUGGUCGAAGAUAUCAUUCCUGGUACUUUUCGCGGAAAAGAUCCGAAGAUUAAAAUUCUCUUUAGCUUUUCAAGAGCUCUAAUGUGGAUAAUUCUACCCAAGCACUCGUAUACUACCGAGUACUUCUACGCUCUGAAUGUGAAGUCUAAGACGAGGGUAAAUCUGAAAAAUGAACCAGACCAACUUAACCUGGUGAUGAAUAAAAUAUGGAGUGAAAGAUUCACUCUCUUUGGCAAUCAUGAGCUGAAAGUACAUCUCACUCGAUCUCUUGCAGUUUGCUUGUACGUGACAUCUCGUGAUGUCAGCCAGCCAGCAAGCAUCAUACAGCAACGAAUUGAUGCCCAAAGGCUGUCAACAGACCGGCGCUUUCCGAGGGACGUCAUCAAAUGCGUGUCUAAGGCCUGUGUAUAUUCAAUAUUUGCUGCAUGUACCUGUACAAUGAUUGUCCAGCACCAAUAUCCGUACGAAGUUAUGGCGUUCAGGCUGGUUAAGGAAUACGACAUGAAUUUGGGAACUUACGCCUGCGAAGUACGAUCCCAGUUAUCUUGCUUAAGGGUGAGAAAUGGGCACGAAUCCCCGAAAAAGUUCUUGUGGUCUUGGAGAAAUUCAGAACACAAUGAUCGACUCGGAAAUCCAGAACUUCAUGCUCGCUUUGCGUGCCUGCUACAACAUAGCCGUGGACACUCUACGAACCACAGGGUGAAUAUUCGAGCUAAAGCUGUGCUGUCACCACUGAAUAAAAGCGAAGAGCCUAGUUCGCAGACCACAUUCAAUGCAAAAGCAGCAAGAAUCGUCUUUUUUGUUUUUCAUGAAUUGGUCGCGUUUACCAUGAAUGAUGUCAAUGUGACAGUGAUCACACCGCACAUACUCCUGAACUCGAGUGCAGGGGCUGCGUUGUAUACGACUUCUGUGACGAUGGGACUUCACCAGUCCGGACGGACUUCAGAUCUAAUUGGAAACUUCUCAUUCAAUCCUCUGUCAACGCCCCAUACGAUCGACAUUGUCUCCAAUGACACAAUCGUUAAAGCUUCGCUGAAUGGAGGACCAGGUGCUUUGAAAGAACUUCAGACACCGAGAUUGUCGUCUCGGUGCACCACAGCAGCAGCCUCGGGCGAAGACAAUCAGACACUCAGACGGAAGUCAACCACAUGCAGAUCACAUCCGCCGGUGUACAUGGUCCCUUGGCCCCUUAGUGUGGAGACUCGACAGCGAUCCGAUUGCUCAUGCGCCAUAGUAGGAGCUAUUGCGCUCCAAAAGGCACGCUGUCAUCCACUGGCUCCAGAUCCGCCUAUAAAAGCCGAAAUCUGUGUAUCAGUUUUACAAGCUUCACUGACUCUUAGACUCUCAGUCUCAGAGUUCAUCAGACCAAGCAUCACUGAGUGCUCUCUUCUAGCUCUCCGCACUUCAUCGCCUGCAGUCAUGAGGACCAAGUACACCAUCGCCGUUGCAGUAGCUGUGAUUCUAAGCAUAGCGACCUUAGUGGCGGCUACUUCUUACCAAUCCAAGUGCUAUAACGACUCGGAACACGAUGUCGAGGUCAGGAUCAAGCUGAUUCUUGGUCUCGAUGUCCUGGGCCUGAUCACCGUCGUCAAGCACACGGUGGUAGACAUCCUCUACACUCUCAGCGGUUUGAUAGCUGGUCUGCUCGGACUCACAUGGAACCUCAGCUGCAAAAUCAACAACAUCAUCUACAGUUGUGACGUCUAUGUUCCAGUGGGUGGCACAGUGAGGUGCUAUGACGAACUGAACAAGGUGGCGGUGUCGGUCAAUGGUAUCUUCCAGACGUAUAUGACCUAGUAAAUGAGCAUCUGAGCAUAGCUGAAAUCGAUCUUCUGGACGCGUUUCGGUGCCAUUUUGCUAUGGAGAUAGUGUCUGAUGCAUUGCGGUUUCGUACGAACGCGAUGGCCUCAGCAUAUGCAAAACCAUCUGGUUGACUCAACGCAUACAGGAGCAUAGCUACUGCCUCAAAAGUAUAAUGUAUAAUAAUGUACCAGACUGUAUACUAGAAGAGGAUGCUUCGAAGCUCUGAGGAAGUGCGUGUAGUACUGGCAGUCAAAAUCUUUUAUGCUGAGUGCAACGAGCGCUCAGACGCAAGUUUUUUGACCGUCCAAUUCGCAUGUAAAGCAUUGCCUACUCAAUAAAGUGUCUUUCUGG